UCGACCGCGACCGUCCUCGUUGGGACUUCGUCCGCAGGGCGCACUCUGCUUCUUGCAACCCAUGAUGGACACGAUUCUGGCGCCGACGACGCUCCCGAUGACACUGCCGCCGUCAUCGAUGAAAGCAAGCGUGUACGACUUUGACCCGGCGACGGCUGCGGGUGUGCACGGGCAGGUCAUCGUACAUUACAAGAAGCACGGCGCGCGCAUUCACGCCCACUUGGAUCUGCGCAAGGCCAACUGGACGGCCUUGAGCGCCAUCGAUGCCAACUGCACCGGGCCCGUCGAUACAUUUGGCUGGCAUCUGCACACCAAGUGGACCAACGGGAACGUAACCUCGGCGUUCGGUGCUGGCUGCAGCCUCGCAGCCGCUGGCAACCACUACGACCCGAGCUUGGCCUGUGGCCCGAACUCUGAGCACCAACGAGACACGUGCUUGUCCAAGGCGCCUGGCGGUGCGUACAACUGCACCGCGGCAACGUACGCAGCCAACGCGACGGCCUGCGAAGCCGGCGAUCUCUCGGGCAAAUUGGGAACCAUGGUCGCUCGCCAUGGACACAUCCGCAAGACGUGGCGCGACUGGCACUACCCGUCGCCGCACGAGGCGACGCCGCAGUGGAACUUGAUGCUGCACGCCGUGUGCGGGUCGUCGACGCCUCGUUUCGUCUGCGCGGUCGCCGACAAUAGCAAAGCGGCGUGGCACCGCAAGCACAAGGACGAGUUGAGCAAGGUCAACGUGGAUAUUGACAUUGACAACGACGAUAUUGACGUUGACAUUGACAUUGACAUUGACGACGACGAGCGCCACCAUCGUCUUCACGAUUAGAGACCUUGGAUUUUUGUGAAAACUUGAACAUACUACAAAUCUCACUGAUGUGUAAAGACGU
Messenger RNA from Saprolegnia diclina VS20, 887 nucleotides. RefSeq lists its product as hypothetical. Gene Ontology annotation, molecular function: metal ion binding. The coding region runs from base 62 to 826 and encodes 254 amino acids. Lineage: Eukaryota; Oomycota; Saprolegniomycetes; Saprolegniales; Saprolegniaceae. The transcript has a single exon. The record is from RefSeq and is a predicted model, not a curated record. Gene Ontology annotation, biological process: superoxide metabolic process.